Messenger RNA from Beta vulgaris subsp. vulgaris (sugar beet), 1734 nucleotides. RefSeq lists its product as uncharacterized. Bases 1 to 1734 code for a protein of 577 amino acids. The transcript is spliced from 4 exons. The record is from RefSeq and is a predicted model, not a curated record. Lineage: Eukaryota; Viridiplantae; Streptophyta; Magnoliopsida; Caryophyllales; Amaranthaceae.
AUGGCGGAAGCAAGUGGUGAAAAUUCAGUAACUGGAGGUACUGGCGAAAGCAAUGUAAGUAAUAAUUACAAUGAUCCGUUUUACAUUUCGAAUUCAGAUCAAAUAAUGAACAAAUUAGUAGUUGUUAGCUUGAAUUCAAACAAUUUUGUGAGUUGGAAGAGAAAUAUUAAGCGUGCAUUGAUAGCGAAAAAUAAGCUAGGAUUUCUGGAUGGUUCAAUUGUGAAACCUGAUUCAAAGGAUAAGGCGUUUAAUAGAUGGUUGCAAUGCGAUUAUCUUGUAACAUGUUGGAUUGUUAAUUCAAUGGAGCCAGAAAUUGGUGAGAACUUUACAUUUGUAGAAAGUUCCACUCAAUUAUGGACUGAAGUUUGUGAACGAUAUGGACAAAGUAAUGGUCCACAGAUAUAUCAGUUAAAGAAGGAUCUAGAGAAAUUGAAGCAGGAGAAUCUUUCAAUUGUUGCUUAUUUUGGCAAAAUGAAAAGAGUGUGGGAUGAACUGCAGAAUUUGAGGAAUUUUCCAGAUUGUAGUUGUGGAGCUAUUACUCAUUGUACAUGUAAUUUCUUGAAGAAAAUUGGUGAAUUUCAAGCUGAAGAAAAAUUAAUGGAGUUUUUGUUAGGAUUGAAUGAUAGCUAUGACAAUGUUAUUACUAACAUUUUGUCAAUGGAUCCGUUGCCAACAAUCAAUAGAGCCUAUUUUUUGGCUCAACAAAUUGAAAAACAGAAACAGAUUUCUGCUGUUCAGUAUAUGUCUCAAGAAGCAAGUGCAUUGGCUGUUCAAAGAAACUAUGGUGGGAAAGGGCAUACCAAGGAUCAAUGUUUUAAACUCAUUGGUUUUCCUUAUUGGUAUCAUAAGAAGUCUUUCUCAUCUACUUCUUCUGGUAAGCUAGCAGCUCAUGUUGUUGCUGACAACAACUAUGCUGACACUUCUUUGGAGUUUGUUGCUGCUGGACCUUCACUGUCUAGUUCUGCAAAUCAUGUAGAUUCCUCUAUGAUGCAAUCUCUAUUUCAAGAGUUUCUCAACAGUGAUAAAGGCAAGCAGAUUAUUGGAGAAUCUUCCAAUAAUCAUACAUCUUCUGUGCAUCUUGCAGAUCAUAUGACAUAUGAUACUUCUAUUCUUACUUCUAAAAGAACGCUUGAUAAAUGCAUUCAAGUUGGCUUACCUGAUGGCAAAUAUACUUAUGUUACUGAAAUAGGGAAUGUGGUGCUCAAUGAUAGGAUUACUUUGCAUAAUGUGUUGCUUGUUCCUUGUUUUAAAAGUAAUCUGCUAUCUGUGGGAAAACUGGCUGUUCAUAACAAGAUUGAUGUUCAUUUCAAUUUGUCUCACUGCAAUUUUGUUGAUGGUGAUGGAAGAAAGUUACUUCAAGACUUAUGCCCUAUUAUUGAUUUGUCUGAUCUUCCAAAUUCUUCUUUUACACCAAACACUUCUCCUCCUGUUAAUUCUUCUAAUGAUACACCCGAAUCUCCUCCUGUUAAUAUCAUUCCUACACAUGGAUCUUCUCUUGUUGCACCUGAAUCUUCUCAUGAUACACCUGAAUCUCCUCCUGUUAUUUCACCUUCUAAUGUUUGUAAUUCCACCCAACUUUCCAAUAAUCAUACAUCUUCAUUUUCUCUACCUAAUAUUCAUGAUAUACCUAAUAAUGAAUCAUCUCAAAUCCAUACUUCUUCUUCUGUUUUAUCACCUGCUACACAGAUUCAUCCAAAUGUGAGACAUUCUACUAGAGUGGGUAAACCUCCUUAG